Messenger RNA from Amoebophrya sp. A120, 2423 nucleotides. The record is from the annotation of a GenBank genome assembly. NCBI's taxonomy places the organism in Eukaryota, Dinophyceae, Syndiniales, Amoebophryaceae.
GUGUUAAGAACUUUCCAUAUAACUGCCAAGUGGCCUCAUUUGAAUCGACAGGACCUCUGGCGAGCUUAUUUUAACUAAAACUUUUCUACGUAUGUCAUUCCUUCACUUUGAAAGAAUAGGAAUUGUCGGGCACCAGCACCACCGGCCGCGAUUUUCAUAAGUUGAUUUACCAUCCCCACGCGACAGAGACGACAGAAAAAUGUUCGGAUUCGGGGGCAAUAAUAGCGGCGGCGCGUUCGCCGCCCAAUUCGGUGGUGGGAACGGUGGUUCAAACGACCAUCAGCAGUCGCAGAACUUUUUCGGUGGUGGCAGUUUAGCACAGCCCAGCGGUCUCCAGGGCGGCGGUGGCUUUUUGCACGGGACUCCCACGCAAGACGCAACGGGGGGCGAGCAAGCAGGCGGUGGUGCGCGGACGGGCGGUGCCAACCCUGGCGGGAACGCCGGGGACCAGAUCAAGCGAAAAACGACGGCGGUCUCCUGCUACCAGGUAUCAAAGAGAAAAAUCCCCCCUCCCCAUAUCGAACAGGUACGUUUCCGGAAAUUUGUGUUGCUGAUUUGAGGUCACAAAUCACAUUUGUCUUGCAAGAAGACAAGGGCAGAAGCUUCCACCCCAUUAAAGAAGGGAUUUGUCAUGCUGUGAGGCCUAAAAGGGAGCCGCUUGCCAUGCUGCACAACUAGAACCAUACGCCCCCAGCUAGCCUGGGGAUCUGGCCGCAGUGCCUCUCUGCAAUACAAACCUGAUUUGUGUACUCAAAUACAGCAUCACAAAUUUCGUUUUCGAUAUGGGGAGGGGGGAUUUUUCCUUUUGAUACCAGGUGCACCAGAUGGUCAGCGAGAACAUGAAAAACGGCUCGGACGCCACACUCAAGCUCUACGGAGAGGAGGUAAGUACAUAGUGCAGUUCAGAUAGAUACGUCGUCUCGGUGUAAAUGCUUUCGAGCUUUGUGCUGCUGGAACUGGUCAAAGGGAUGUAACCAGUAGUAGACUUUAGCUUUUGAUGAAAGUUUUUUUCUGCCAUCGCGUCAUCUCUGCGUCUAGCCUCUCGUCCCCACCGGGAGGACCAAUAGGGGUGCAUGAGGUGUUACUUUAUGUAGACACGCCUGCCAUUCCCAUUCCGGUACACAUUUUGUUGCUCACUCGUACUCACUUCCAGGUACAAUACUUGGCUUUGACGGGUGUAAUACGGAAGCUGAACAAUGAAGAGCGCGACAUGGACACCGCUUUGGAGAUUUUCCUGGAUGAUCAAAGCGCGGUCGUUAAGGUGCGCAAGUACUUCGAUGGGACCAGCGAGCACGAGGCAGCGCUGCACGAGUAUAUAAAGCAUAAUACUAUGAUUAUGAUGCUGACUUUGGCAAAUGCAAAAUAGUUUUUCACUCUCGAUCUCGUUUGGUUUUCGCCUUUGGAAGACUUAUUUGGUUUCUUUUUCUUCCGCAUGAACUUCACCAUCGCUCGUCUUCAAGCACAACGACGAUAACCUGUUUGCCAUAGAACCAACGACUCGUCACAACAGCUCGCUGGAGCCGUCCAUGAUGAUUCGUGUAGUCGGAACGGUGCGGAUGCACGGCAGCAUGUUUUGGCUGGCGGCACAUAAGCUCGAAAAGUUGUCAGACCUUGGACAGAUGUUCGCCGACACAGUGUCACAGUAUCGGCUCAUGCAGAAGUACCAGAUGAAGAGGCAGGAACUGCUCGCGCAGCAGGGUCAACAGCUACAACCAGCAGGAGCCGGCGCUGUCAUAGGAAACGGUGCCGGGACCACGAUCCCCCAGCAGCCCCAAAUGCUAAGCAACAGCAAUUAUGUCGCCCCUCCUGGCGGCCUUCCCCCUGCCGCGGCCGGGCACGGCGCUGCUGGGUCAUCUGGGCUCCCGCAGAUGAACGUCGUAGAUAUGAUGGCGCAGCGGCAGCAGCAGGCACAAAUGCAACAGCAAAUGCAGCAGCAGCAAGGGACCUUGUCGGGCACGCAGCUUCGCGACGGCAUCCUGCGUGUGUUGCGGGAGGCCACCAAGGACAUUCAAGAUCCGAGCGGGCUAACCCUAGAGGAGAUCGCCGGGAAACUGGGCGCCGGGGCCGACAUGCAAGAAGUGGCGCGCUAUGUGCAGGACCUCUGCAACGACGGCCAGAUUUUCGCCGGAACGACAGAUGACAGAUACUUGCCCUCAGACUGCUAAGCAGAGGGAAGACGUCCUCGGACUGGUGCCAAAGUACAAGGCCGUCACUAUUACCCCACACCCGGGCGACAUCAAUAAUGUAAAAAGUAGAAGUACAAUUAGAUCAAUGCCGCUCCGAAAAUAAAGCCCUUGCUGCUCGUCCUUUGUUCAUUGCAUGGGUCCCCUUGCGCACCAUUCCAAGACCGUUUUUUUUUGUCUUCGCAACAUUUAUAUCAAAGUAACACAAAAAUAGGAAAGAAAGAUCCAUGCGCAGCUGUC